Molecule: messenger RNA, 711 nt
Organism: Balaenoptera musculus (blue whale)
Lineage: Eukaryota; Metazoa; Chordata; Mammalia; Artiodactyla; Balaenopteridae
Product: phosphatidylinositol N-acetylglucosaminyltransferase subunit Y-like
Exons: 1
Coding region: 98-313 (71 amino acids)
Source: RefSeq, a predicted model, not a curated record
GAUCAUACUUAAAAACGACAACACACACAACUGAAUUUUCUAAAUACCAUCCACCUUUUAAAAAGUCAGAGUGGCGGGUAAUAAGUGGAGGGGAAGAAUGUUUCUGUCUCUUCCUACGUUGACUGUCCUUAUUCCGUUGGUCUCGUUAUCAGGGCUGUUAUACUCGGCCUCCGUGGAAGAAAACUUCCCACAGGGCUGCACUAGCACAACCAGCCUGUGCUUUUACAGUCUGCCCUUGCCGAUUACCAUACCCGUUUAUGUGUUCUUCCACCUUUGGACUUGGAUGGGUAUUAAACUCUUCAGGCAUAGUUAAUACAACCAGAGCCAAGAUGGUAUAUCCUAAUGAUAGGCUUGAGUGUCUGUCUCUGAAAACUCAACUACAUGGAAAUACUGGACACCCACUUAAUGUGCAAGAAAGAUGCUUUGCCUAGCUUCUGUCAGAGGUUUAGGACUGGGGAGGCUUAAGCUGCAGAGGCUUUUUUAUUGUACUUUGGUUCUGCCCUUGUUUUUUGAAAGUUCUUAUUUAUACCUGGGGUAUCAGGAGAAACAUUUCAACAAAGUGUCUUGUUGGAAAUUAACAGCCCCAGCCAUCAUCUGAUGACUUUAUUUCUUAUCCCAUUCAUAAUUAAAAGUUACUAAUUUGAAAUCUUAAACAAACAAAAAAAAAGUCAAUCCUAAAACUCUGAGGAGAGUCAACUUUUGAUUUUGUUA